UGACAAGACAACAUCUGGGCCUCUGCAGUCUCUCUCCCAGUCUUCUUGGGUUGUUCUGGCCUGUCCACAUUGUUUCUGUAGCUUUCAUGGCUCUGGAUGGCUAGUGAAGAGGGAUGUUCAGUCUAAUGGCCAAUUGCUGCAGCUGGUUAAAACGGUGGCAGGAACCUGUCAGGAAGGUGACACUAAUAAUGGUGGGUCUUGAUAAUGCUGGUAAAACUGCUACAGUCCGAGGAAUUCAAGGAGAGUCUCCUGAAGAUGUGGCUCCAACUGUUGGGUUUUCCAAGAUUGACCUGAAACAGGGACGCUUUGAAGUCACCAUCUUUGAUUUAGGAGGUGGAAAACGAAUUCGAAAUAUCUGGAGAAAUUACUAUGCUGAGUCCUACGGUGUAAUAUUUGUUGUGGAUUCCAGUGACAUUGCGAGAAUGGAAGAAACAAAGCAAGCCAUGAUAGAAGUUUUAAACAGCCCUAAGAUAUCAGGAAAACCUGUGUUAGUGUAA
Messenger RNA from Balearica regulorum gibbericeps (East African grey crowned-crane), 497 nucleotides. NCBI's taxonomy places the organism in Eukaryota, Metazoa, Chordata, Aves, Gruiformes, Gruidae. The record is from RefSeq and is a predicted model, not a curated record.